AUGGCUGUUGUUGAGCCUGGACUCCAUAUGGCUGUUGUUGAGCCUGGACUCCAUAUGGCUGUUGUUGAGCUUGGACUUCAUAUGGCUGCUGUUGAACUUGAACUUCAUAUGGCUGUUGUUGAGCCUGGACUCCAUACGGCUGUUGUUGAGCCUGGACUUCAUAUGGCUGCUGUUGAACUUGAACUUCAUACGGCUGUUGUUGAGCCUGGACUCCAUAUGGCUGUUGUUGAGCCUGAACUUCAUAUGGCUGCUGUUGAACUUGGACUUCAUAUGGCUGCUGUUGAGCCUGGACUCCAAAUGGCUGUUGUUGAACUUGAACUUCAUAUGGCUGUUGUUGAGCCUGGAUUCCAUACGGCUGUUGUUGAGCCUGGACUCCAUAUGGCUGCUGUUGAACUUGUCCAGGAUAUGGGGCAUAAACAUUAUGCUGCACUGCCAUUUGUGCUUGACUCGGAUAAGCCAAAUGUGCUGUACCAGGAGGUGGUUGUGCAACCUGUCCGAGGACGGGUGGAGGAGGUAAAUUCGCAUACUGCUGUGCGUGCUGGAACUGCUGCGCAGUCUCGUACUUAUUUUGCUCUUGUUGGCUCGAUUGUUCUGCCAUUCCUGAAAUAG
Gongylonema pulchrum is the source of this 609-nucleotide messenger RNA. The record is from the annotation of a GenBank genome assembly. Lineage: Eukaryota; Metazoa; Nematoda; Chromadorea; Rhabditida; Gongylonematidae.